Molecule: messenger RNA, 2062 nt
Organism: Ochlerotatus camptorhynchus
Lineage: Eukaryota; Metazoa; Arthropoda; Insecta; Diptera; Culicidae
Product: solute carrier family 35 member E1 homolog
Exons: 4
Coding region: 438-1634 (398 amino acids)
Cellular component (GO): Golgi apparatus
Molecular function (GO): antiporter activity
Source: RefSeq, a predicted model, not a curated record
GGUGUCUUUUCUGUCCGCCGUACGUCGGUAAUCGUGCACGGGGAAUCAAGUCAAGAACGUCGUCUCGCCAUGGUCUUCGUCUCGCGUCGUGGUUGUCGUGUCCGAAAAAUGAAAAAUGUAAACGUCAAUAGUUCACGAUGAGAAAAGCACUGACGGUGUCAACAAUUAUGUGCUCUUUCCAAGGGAAAUUAUCCAUUUUGACCACUAAGAAUCGUCCGCGUUACUAGUGUUUGUUUACUUUUUGUGUGUGCCAGUGAAGUGAACCAAAAAUUGUCGACGUAAUAGCGCAUUUUCCUGCCCACUAAACAAGUGCCCUUUUCGUUGUGAAGGGGUUGUAUCCCCUCGACGGAAACAGAAGCUAGAGCAGAGAAGUGCAACCUUUCACCCUCGUCUAGUGCCAUCGUUGUGUGAUCCGCAAGGACGACGCCUCAAUCAUCAUGGCCGUAGACAAGACCGCGACUCGGCAGAUGAUGACAAUCACAUUCCUGUGCAUUAUGUGGUAUGUGGUGUCCAGCAGCAAUAAUGUCAUCGGCAAGAUGAUCCUGAGCGAGUUCCCGUACCCGAUGACGGUCACCAUGGUCCAGCUGACCAGCAUCACCGUCUACAGUGGGCCGUUCUUCAAUCUCUGGGGAGUCCGCAAGUACGUGGACAUCUCGUGGCGAUACUACUUCAAGUUCAUUGUGCCACUGGCGCUGGGCAAAUUCCUUGCCUCGGUCACCUCGCACAUCUCGAUCUGGAGGGUUCCAGUUUCCUACGCGCAUACGGUGAAAGCCACCAUGCCGCUGUUCACGGUGAUCCUAUCGCGAAUCAUCCUCCGGGAACGGCAAACCAAGGCCAUCUACCUGAGCCUGGUGCCGAUCAUCGUCGGUGUUGGCAUCGCUACCCUGACGGAGCUGUCGUUCGACAGCAUUGGCCUGGUCAGUGCCCUACUGGCAACGAUGGGAUUCUCGCUGCAGAACAUCUUCUCCAAGAAGGUCCUCAAGGAAACGGGUGUCCAUCACCUGCGGUUACUGCACAUCCUGGGUCGGUUGGCAUUGUUCAUGUUCCUACCGCUGUGGAUCUACUUCGAUCUGUACAACGUGAUGAAACACCCGGCCAUCACCACCGGCGAUUACCGAGUGAUCGCGCUGCUGUUCACCGAUGGGGUCCUGAACUGGUUGCAGAACAUACUGGCGUUCAGCGUGCUCUCGAUCGUGACGCCACUGACUUACGCGGUGGCCAGCGCUAGCAAGCGCAUCUUUGUGAUAGCAAUUUCCCUGUUCAUCCUGGGCAAUCCGGUGACGUGGGUCAACAUUUUCGGCAUGCUGGUGGCCAUCAUGGGUGUUCUGUGCUACAAUAGGGCAAAAUACUUUUCCCGAACGCAGGUACCGAAGGAAACCAUCCUACCGUACGCCAGUAUCAACAACAACAUCAAGUACCAGCCGUUGGAGGAUACGAGCCUGCUCAAUGGUGGUUCCCAUCACCAUCCUGGAAAAAAUGGCUUCGCCAGCAAUGGGGGAGGGAUGCCGAAUGGUGGAACGGCCGCUUACUUCCAGAAUGGGGGCAUCAGUAACAAUAGUAGCAGUAGUAACUCGAAUGGCAACCUGCUACUAAGCAAUAGCAAUGGCACGCCCAAUAAGAUGUUAUUUGUGUAAAUUAGGAUCGAAGUCAAGUUUAGGUAGAUUUUUUUUUCAUUUGACCAUUUAUCCUGUACAGUUGACAGUUUAUAGUGCUAUUGUGUAAUUGAAGAAUUGGCGAGGAACGAUCGUGAUGUGUAAAUUCUCUAGCUCGAAGGGCAUCGUAACGCAAUUUUUUUGAAUAGAGAUAGAGAAAGCGAGGAGAGGAAAAUGAGAAGACGCUAAAAGAGGAGUUAUUUAUUUUUGAUUCGCUCGUAUUUGUGUAAACUUAGGACUAUUUUUUGUGCAAUCGUUUGUAUUGAGAAUGGAACGUAACGCAUAGUAUUUCGUGUUUAUGAGGUGUGAUGAAAUGAUGACAUAUUUGGAAUGCACUAGCGAGAGUGAAGAGCACCGCUGGACGCGAACACUGAUUGCAAGAAAAAAUAUUACAAAUAAAGGCUAUUUUA